Messenger RNA from Penicillium psychrosexuale, 276 nucleotides. RefSeq lists its product as uncharacterized. The transcript has 2 exons. The coding region runs from base 1 to 276 and encodes 91 amino acids. The record is from RefSeq and is a predicted model, not a curated record. Lineage: Eukaryota; Fungi; Ascomycota; Eurotiomycetes; Eurotiales; Aspergillaceae.
AUGAACAAGGUCAAUCCUCUCGAGAAAAUCCGUAUCGGCGAUCCUUCAACGGCGGGCUCCGGGGGUCUCCUGGACUCCGCUUCUGUAGGGGAAGGCGCGCCCGAAUCGAGCUCCUACCGCACCUUGCUGAAGUGUGCAGUAUCAGAUGGGCAAUAUCUGCCCGAGCACCAUGCUGAGCAGCUAGCUGCCAGAUGUCUUCCCGCUGCAGCUGUUUCGAGGGACUCGUUGGAUGAGAUGAUUGUCUGUCCAUUCAAAGAUGAUAUUGCGCUGUGGUAG